GUGGCAGGAACUGGAAGGAGAUGGAAUGGGGGCUCCUCAAGGAAGCAGAAAGGUGGUAAGAGGAAGAUAGGAGGCAGGAGGAAAGGGAAGAAGGAUGGAUGACAGAAUACUUGGGUAACCACAGUGGUUGAAGAGAAAGAACAAGGAGAUGAACGGUUACCAGGAAGUGUAAAAAGCUAGCAGAAGCUAAAGAAGGAACUGAUACUUCGAGCCCUAACUGGGACAUCUUGUUGUUUUUUUAAAUCUUGGCAUGGGCUGAAGUGUGGUUGUGAAGAUCACGAGGGUGUAAAUCUGUUUGCUCGGUUUUUCUUUUGUCCUGCUAAUAACUCGCUGCAUUGGAAGAGCGUGAAGAAGCUUGGUGGAUUUCUGUGCUUGGGACCAGUGGCUCAUCAUGAGAAGCUUUUGAAUCAGACUGGGCUAAAACGAGCCAAACACGCUUCAAUCCAAGGCAAGAGAUCCCACAGUAGCUUAUUCCGAUUCAAUAGCUUUAUUAUUAUUUUUCUGGUGUCAUCUUUUGCACCCGACGCUGCAGGCAUGGAUCAGUUACUGGAGGUGAAACUUGGAUGCUUGGCAGGAGUGCUACUCAUCACCCUCCUUUGUGGCCUCAUCCCGUCCCAGAUCCAGUGGUUCCAAUUCAACAUGGCCAGAGGGAAACAUCGACGUAUCCUCAGUUGCAUCGGAUGCUUUGCUGCAGGGGUGUUCCUUGGUGCUUGUAUUAUGCACAUGGUAGCUGAUGCUCUGGGUGACAUCCAAGAGGAAAUUAAAAAGAGGCAGCAACAGGGAAGUGUUGUACCUAAGCUGAACAGCACCUCUAAUGGUGAUGAUGAUUCUGAGACAUAUCCCUUUGGAGAGCUUGUCAUCUCAUUGGGCUUCUUCCUGGUGUUCGCUAUUGAAAGCCUAGUGCUUCACUGUUGCCCCCGGGCUGUCCAUGUUCAUGGAGACCAUGAAGGUCAAGGAGAUCACAAGAGCCUACCUGAAUCCCACAGCUCCUUCCGGGCAUUUGUGCUUUUCCUCUCUCUGUCCUUCCACUCAGUCUUUGAGGGCCUAGCCAUUGGUGUCCAGAAGCAGGAAACGGCUGUGAUUCAGCUUUGCCUUGCCGUGCUCAUCCACAAGGCCAUCGUCGUCUUCAGCUUGUCCUUGAAGUUGGUGCAGAGUGGCACCCAAAUGCGAUGGAGGUUGCUCUACUUGGUGGUUUUUGCCCUGAUGUCCCCUGCUGGCAUCAGUAUUGGGAUUGGCGUUUCACUUUCCAACAGUGAUGGGAGUGGCUUGGCGCAGGCUCUGCUAGAAGGGUUGGCAGCAGGAACCUUUCUCUAUGUCACCUUCUUGGAGAUACUCCCCUAUGAGCUGCGUUCACAUGAAAGUUUCCUCACCAAGUUCUUCUUCAUUGGUCUAGGCUUCUCAAUCAUGGCCAUCAUUGCUAUCUGGGCAUGAAAGACUGUUCUACGGGCCUGAUGAAAAUCACCACAACUGCACCUCGAGACUCCUUCCUUCCAAGAUUUGUCUCUGUCGGCAAGCGUUAUAUGUAUAGGUGUCGAUCAAAGGGUGUGGGUGUGUGAUGAGACCUGACAUUGACUCUGCUUCCAUGAUUCAGACCCCCAAACCAUCUGGCUUUUCUUUAGACCAGUGGUCCCCAACCUUGGCCCUCCAGAUGUUCUUAGACUACAGCUCCCAAAAGCCUUCUCCAUCAC
Messenger RNA from Pogona vitticeps (central bearded dragon), 1688 nucleotides. RefSeq names its product solute carrier family 39 member 2 (gene SLC39A2). Gene Ontology annotation, biological process: zinc ion transmembrane transport. The record is from RefSeq and is a predicted model, not a curated record. Gene Ontology annotation, molecular function: zinc ion transmembrane transporter activity. Gene Ontology annotation, cellular component: plasma membrane. Lineage: Eukaryota; Metazoa; Chordata; Lepidosauria; Squamata; Agamidae.